Molecule: messenger RNA, 1642 nt
Organism: Rhizopus microsporus ATCC 52813
Lineage: Eukaryota; Fungi; Mucoromycota; Mucoromycetes; Mucorales; Rhizopodaceae
Product: kinase-like protein
Exons: 5
Coding region: 75-1535 (486 amino acids)
Biological process (GO): protein phosphorylation
Molecular function (GO): protein serine/threonine kinase activator activity; ATP binding; protein kinase activity
Source: RefSeq, a predicted model, not a curated record
CCACCUCAUUACGUCACUUUGAGAAGGGGGAGCAAGCGUUUUUUCUUUUUCUUCUAGUCAUUCUAUCUUACAGCAUGGAGCGUGUUGAUACAAAUACCUCUUCUACUGAUGAAAAACCUUCUAAGCCGAUACUGUUGGGCACUCAUAGCUCUAGGAAAUCUAUUAGUGGCAUAGAUUUUCUAAAUGGUUUAAAGAUCAUCACUAGCACAUCAACCAACGAUAUACCACCUUCACCUAUACCUUCUUCGGCUCAUACACCGGUAACUGAACAUCACAUUGCUGAUCAGAUUGACGAUUUUGAUAUUAAAGAACCCAUCGGCUAUGGGUCAUCUGCUAUUGUCUAUAAAGCUAUCUAUAAACCUUCAAACAAACCUAUGGCUUUGAAAAUGAUUGAUCUUGACAAGUUUGAACGAAACCAAAUCGACGAACUUCGACGUGAAACAGCUUUGAUGGCGCUAUGUAAACACCCAAAUGUGUUACGAGUGUAUGGAUCAUUUGUUCAUGGUUCAAAACUGUAUAUUGUAACACCUUAUCUGUCAGGUGGAUCAUGUUUGGAUAUCAUGAAAACUCGAUUUCCAGAAGGACUAGAUGAAUUGAGCAUUGCCACCAUCUUGAAACAGGCAUUAGAAGCCUUGAUUUACUUGCAUAAAAAUGGCCACAUCCAUCGAGAUGUUAAGGCAGGUAAUCUGCUCAUGGACGAAGACGGUACCGUCUUGCUGGGUGAUUUUGGCGUAUCGUCAUCUCUUAUGGAAUCAGGUGAGAAGGGUAUGCGAAAGACAUUUGUAGGUACGCCUUGUUGGAUGGCCCCUGAAGUGAUGGAGCAGGCUGAGUAUGAUUAUAAGGCCGACAUCUGGAGCUUUGGUAUCACGGCUAUUGAAUUGGCAACGGGACAUGCUCCAUUUGCAAAGUAUCCUCCUUUAAAGGUUCUCAUGAUGACUCUUUCCAAUGACCCUCCCACGUUAGAAAGAGAAACAACGAUGCACAAAUACUCCAAGGCCUUCAAGGACAUGAUUGAUAGCUGCCUUGUGAAGGAUCCCAACAAGAGACCCACAGCUGAAAAACUGAUUCAACAUUCAUUUUUUAAACAAGCUAAAAAGAAAGAAUACCUUGUCAAGGCUAUAUUAACAGAGCUACCACCACUGGAGCAAAGGCCACGUAAAAAGAUACCACAAAAACAGAUCACGAUUACAAAAAUAGAUGAUGCGUGGGAUUUUGGGGAUGAAAAUCAUCACGAUGAGGAUAACGAGGCAAUAGACCAAAAUAAUACAGAGUCUUCUCAGCCAAAUACUCAAAGCCAGAAACAAAAGAUGAGUACACCCAAGCGACAUAUAUCAUUUGGUGACGUUGUUAUUCGCACUAAUAGUACCAAUAUUCACCCAGCUGAAUCAAGCAGCACAAGCAUAUCUUCUACCCCACCAAGAAAAUCUCGCUUUGUGAUAGAAGAAACUGUGCGAGAUCAUACGGAUACUUACAGUUCAUCUGUUCGAUCGUCAAGCCCUAUGCCUGAAGAUAAAGAUGCUGACCAUCCUUCAUGAAAUUGUUAAGGGACGAUUCUAUGUGAAUCACCCCAAGAGUGCUCCGACCAUUGUGACUGAAUCGCCCCAAUUUGAAGAUUCUCAAUCACUUCACAAAGUCGCAAGUC